Akanthomyces muscarius is the source of this 3279-nucleotide messenger RNA. RefSeq lists its product as uncharacterized. Bases 1 to 3279 code for a protein of 1092 amino acids. The transcript has 4 exons. NCBI's taxonomy places the organism in Eukaryota, Fungi, Ascomycota, Sordariomycetes, Hypocreales, Cordycipitaceae. The record is from RefSeq and is a predicted model, not a curated record.
AUGCCUCCGACGCCCACCAUCUCCAAACAGGGGAUUGAGAGCAUCAUUCACCAUGUUUUCCUCCCACCCAAAGUCCCUCAGGCCGCUGAAGACGAUGAUGAAGUCACCUUCUCAAAUGAACUUACCCUUCUCAAGCUGGCUGGCGAUGCACUCGCUUCCUUCUCCGCCCAUGUCGCGCCUGAUGAGACGCCCGCCGUGGAAAAAGCACAUCAAGCCGUGCUCCAGCUCUAUACCCUCAAAGACCUCUCACAGGAAAAACUUCAACAGGCAUUUGGAAAUCUAUGCAAAGAUGGUGGCUAUCUUCCUCUUCACGUCCAUGCCCAGAACGCUGCCAUUCUUGUGAGCCGCGAAGACAAGACUAUCGUGUUUGAAUUCUUUGAGCUCAGUCCUACCAACCAAGCCGUCAUGAGUACCGAAGGCCGUCUCCGACGCCGUUUCCCUGCCUCCGCGGUCUCGUUCGCUCUAUCAGUUUUUCACAACGAUGACAUCCAUGCAGCGCUCGCCGCCGCCAUUGACAAGAUGAAUCGGCAGCAGGUCGCCGAAAUGAGGCCGCGCGCGAGGAAAUCUAGGCAUGAUCAAAUUGAAGAGCGCGACACCAACAAUCCCAGCAUCGUCACCGACUUCCUUGCCACCAUCCUUCGCACAAAGGGUGAUGUGGUACAAGUGCCCGUCCUCGCAAAGAACACUCGAGAGCAAGUCAACUGGCAAGAUGCGCGGCUGCCCUGGAGACGCUCUCCAUCCUGGCUGCUUACACGUGUCGCUAUUCAGACUAUUCUCUCGCGCCACCAUGAUGACGCUCUCUACAAACAAUUUAUGGUCUUCUUCAUGGCGCAAAUCUUGGCUGCGGCUCUGCCGCGAUCACUUCCCCGCGAGGUCAUCUACUGUAUGGUAGCCAAAAUCUCCGGUCGCUUGCAGAAGAUGGAGAGGACUUCGAGCAGGCCGUGGUUACAGUCAGUGGAGUCAGUCGUUGCUGCCGCAGUCUUGUCAAUGGAGCAGUCAUGGGAGGCAACUAACCAGCAGGCGGACCCACCGCAAGACAUCAAGCUCAUUCCCUCCAAGUUGCUCGACCGCGACACGCGUAUCAAGCUUCCCGCUCUGGACAAGUUUAUUGAAUCCUUGGGCUUGCGUAAACCAAUUGUGAAUGACGGGUCAUUCACGCCAACUUGGUCAGUGCCGGAAUGGACAUCAUCAAGUCUCCCUGAUCCUGCUUUUCGUCAGACUGGCGACGGCGCUGUCGUUGACCUUUUCGCUUUUGAAGCCUGGGUUGCCGUCUACUUGGAUACAUGGACUUCAUUGCAUUUGGACAAGGAGGCAACUCCAUCAGCCUUGUUCAAAUUGAUGGAAGCAUAUCACUCUUCCGCACUGAACCAUUAUUGUCACAGCCCUAGGUCCAUCUCUCUGAUGGUUCUCACCAUUCUGGAACUCUGGGUCGCCUGUGAUAAAUCCGUCUGCAAAUCUCAACCUCUCCUAAUGGAAUAUACACACCAAAUGCCAAUUGAUAUCCUUCAGUCGCUCAUCUUACCAUCUAAGUCCCAGAUGGAGCGGCUCCAUCGCGCCGAGACGUACAUGCAAGACCGUCACAGCUCUGCCCUGCGACGAGCAACGCCUUCGAUCUUCCACUCUUUUGGCCAGCCGAAGUCCUUUGGUGUCAAAUUCUUUUUAUCAUCAGCUCAUCAUCAGAGCGUCAAGACCACUAUCGAGGCUCGGGCGCAACGCGAAAGACAAGCCAAAAUCGCGGAGUUCCAGCAAAAGAGUGCGCAAUACAGGACUCUCAUGCAGCAGAGUCAACAGCGCCAAUGCGAAUAUUACACAGGCUACAAUCGGAGAAACGGCGUUACAUUCACCAAUCAUGAUAACAACUGCCAGAAGUGCAGACUCCGAAAACAAGCCGAAGCCAUCAGUAUCACCGUGCACGAGUGGCCGCUUCCAGACGCCCCCGAGCUGGCACAGAAUGUGGUCUUCGAAUUGCACGUUCCUCACGCGUUUAGUAUAUGGCGUGAUGCUACUGCAUUUGUCGUCUUGACCGUUUUGCAAUUUCAACAGCCCGAUUCGACCGAAGCCGCUCCGGAAGAGUACUUGUAUAGGUACAUGGCCCGCGAUUUCACAAGCUCAAGUUCAUGCGGCCGAUUUACUCUGGCCUCAAUAGCCAAAUCAAACCAGAGAACUCACAGAAAAAUGCAAUCACUUCAAACUGUAUCAGAAGACGAUAUUCUACUGGAAAAUGGCCUGCGUUAUAAAUACUACGACCAAAUUGCCUCCAAAUGGGUGGUCCCGUUUGCUGAGACACAGAUCCUGUCCACUGAAUGCACAUAUCAACUUUCGAAGCCAUGCAGCAGCCUGCAGCAGUUUAUAAUCCGUCCGCACCAGAAUCCAAAUGGCAUGACAGCAAAUCAUGCCAUAUCGCAACAAUCAGAGUGCCCGGAGUAUCUCUCACUGGAGGAGUUUAAAGCCUUGGCAGUCUUGCCUUGUGGAUAUCGUAUCCAAUGGCUUAACAUCUUGGCGCAACUGCACAUGCCGAUAAUCAAUUUUACAAACCCCGACGUCGUUCUUAUGAUACUUCAAGCAAGCCAGCAAGCUGGACCGCCCAGCAAAGAUGGUAUCUACAGAGCGGGGCACUGGCCGCUCAAUGAUGAGGCAUUUGCUCUUGCUUUUCUGAAGGGCCUUGAUGCUUCAUUGGGAAGAACAAUGCUUUCCAUUGCACAAAUUUGCGUCGCUUCCUUUGACGUUGAUGAGUGUCAUCUGCACAAUAUCCUUGAAUCUUCGUCACAAGCUGCGGUGCUUCUCGAAUCGUCCAUUAUUGCAUAUGACGCCUCCGUGGGAGACUCAAGCUCAGAUACUGAAUCUAUCCGCUUGAAAAGAACAUUAUUCAAGGCGCGUAAUCUUCUCAAAAAUUCUAUUGCUUUAGAGAACAGCCCAUCGCUCGAUAUGGCGCUGCGCAAGACUUGGGCUGGCUACCCUGGUGGUGCAGCUUGGAGCACAUGGUCGAGCAAACAUGAGCAUUGGCUGCUUGCCUCGACUUCAACAAGCGAGGAAGACAUUCCGCUACGUGUUCAAUACAAUCUUCUUACCGGAGAACUGUUGGUGAACGGUCUCCCUUUGUCCCGUUUGCCAACGCCGUACCAGCAACAUCCGACUUACGCAACGCUUUUUGGCAAGGCUGCACUGGAGAUUCUGCCAACCAACAUACCUGGAAUGGCCUUCUCGUCGAAAAAUCUGCAUCAUGGAUAUGCACUAUUUUUUGCUAUACGAUCUCAUUCCGGCUCGAGUCUUUACGCAUGA